CGAGUUAAAAGUGAAGAGAGUUGACCAGAAUCAAAUCUCAUCACACCAGUUAAGCUUGUCGAAAACCAACCCAGUUUAUUGCAACCAAUUCCUUUCCUUUGUUCUUGACAUCAUGGCUGAGGCAGUUGGUGGUGCAUUCCUCUCUGCUUUCCUUGAUGUUGUGUUCGACAAGCUGUCUACAGAUGAGGUUGUUGACUUCAUCCGUGGAAAGAAGCUUGACCUCAAUUUGCUUGAGAACUUGAAGAGCACUCUGAGAGUGGUUGGAGCUGUGCUUGAUGAUGCUGAGAAGAAACAAAUCAAACUCUCCAGUGUCAACCAGUGGCUCAUUGAGGUCAAAGAUGCUCUCUAUGAGGCCGAUGACUUGCUGGAUGAAAUUUCUACCAAAUCUGCAACUCAAAAGAAGGUAAGUAAAGUGCUUUCUCGCUUUACUGAUAGGAAAAUGGCCAGUAAGUUGGAAAAAAUAGUUGACAAAUUAGAUAAAGUUUUAGGAGGCAUGAAGGGUCUUCCUUUGCAAGUGAUGGCAGGGGAGAUGAACGAGUCAUGGAAUACUCAGCCAACGACAUCACUGGAAGAUGGAUAUGGCAUGUAUGGUAGGGAUACAGACAAGGAGGCCAUAAUGAAGUUGUUGUUGUCAGAUGAUAGCAGUGAUGGUGUACUAGUGUCUGUGAUCGCUAUUGUAGGCAUGGGUGGGGUUGGAAAAACCACUUUAGCCCGAUCUGUGUUCAACAAUGACAAUUUGAAGCAGAUGUUUGAUUUAAAUGCAUGGGUUUGUGUUUCUGAUCAAUUUGAUAUUGCUAAGGUCACAAAAACUAUGAUAGAGCAAAUCACGCAAGAGUCAUGUAAAUUGAAUGAUCUAAACUUGCUUCAACUUGAAUUGAUGGACAAACUGAAAGUUAAAAAAUUCUUAAUUGUCUUGGAUGAUGUAUGGAUCGAGGAUUAUGAGAAUUGGAGUAAUCUUACAAAACCAUUUCUACAUGGGAAAAGGGGAAGUAAAAUUCUCUUGACGACCCGCAAUGAAAAUGUAGUGAAUGUAGUCCCUUACCAUAUUGUUCAAGUUUAUCCUCUAAGUAAAUUGUCAAAUGAAGAUUGUUGGCUAGUGUUUGCAAACCAUGCAUUUCCCCCCUCAGAAUCAAGUGGGGAGGAUAGAAGAGCUUUAGAAGAAAUUGGAAGGGAGAUUGUUAAAAAGUGUAAUGGAUUGCCUUUAGCAGCACGGUCACUUGGAGGUAUGUUGAGAAGAAAGCAUGCUAUUAGGGAUUGGAAUAAUAUACUUGAAAGUGACAUUUGGGAACUUCCUGAAAGUCAGUGUAAAAUUAUUCCAGCCUUGAGAAUUAGUUAUCAAUAUCUCCCUCCACAUUUAAAACGAUGCUUUGUUUAUUGUUCAUUAUACCCUAAAGAUUAUGAAUUUCAAAAGAAUGACUUGAUCUUGUUGUGGAUGGCUGAAGAUCUUUUGAAGCUUCCAAACAGAGGAAAGGCGUUAGAAGUUGGUUACGAGUAUUUUGAUGAUUUAGUUUCUAGAUCAUUUUUUCAACGUUCAAGUAAUCGAACUUGGGGCAAUUAUUUUGUAAUGCAUGACCUCGUGCAUGAUCUAGCAUUAUACCUUGGUGGAGAAUUCUAUUUCAGAUCAGAAGAACUUGGAAAAGAAACCAAGAUUGGUAUAAAGACUCGUCAUUUGUCAGUUACAAAGUUCAGUGAUCCAAUCUCAGAUAUUGAAGUUUUUGACAAACUACAAUUUUUGAGAACUUUAUUGGCAAUUGAUUUUAAAGAUUCUUCAUUCAACAAGGAAAAGGCACCAGGUAUUGUAGCGUCGAAGCUUAAGUGCUUGAGAGUUUUAUCAUUUUCUCGCUUUGCAAGUCUGGAUGUUUUGCCUGAUUCAAUAGGUAAAUUGAUCCAUUUGCGUUAUUUAAAUCUAUCUCAUACAAGUAUAAAAACACUGCCGGAGUCAUUGUGUAAUUUGUACAAUCUACAAACUCUGGUGUUGUCUGGUUGCAGAUUGUUGACCAGGUUGCCUACUGACAUGGAAAAUCUUGUAAACUUGUGUCAUCUUCAUAUUUAUGGUACUCGUAUAGAAGAGAUGCCUAGAGGAAUGGGAAUGUUAAGUCAUUUGCAGCAUUUGGAUUUCUUUAUUGUGGGCAAGCAUAAAGAGAACGGAAUCAAAGAACUGGGGACACUUUCAAAUCUUCAUGGUUCGCUUUCUAUUAGGAAUUUGGAGAAUGUAACCAGAAGCAAUGAAGCAUUGGAGGCUAGGAUGCUGGAUAAGAAGCACAUUAAUGAUUUAUCCUUGGAAUGGUCUAAUGGCACCGACUUCCAAACUGAAUUAGAUGUACUGUGCAAAUUAAAACCUCACCAAGGCCUGGAAUCUCUAACAAUAUGGGGUUAUAAUGGAACCAUAUUUCCAGAUUGGGUGGGAAAUUUUUCCUACCACAACAUGACAUAUCUAAGUUUACGUGAUUGUAAUAACUGUUGUGUGCUUCCUUCACUUGGGCAACUACCGUGUCUUAAGUACCUCGUUAUUUCAAAAUUGAAUUCACUGAAGACGGUUGAUGCAGGGUUUUACAAAAAUGAAGAUUGUUCUUCUGUGACACCCUUUUCUUCCCUUGAAACUCUAGAAAUUGAUAACAUGUUUUGCUGGGAGUUGUGGAGUACCCCUGAGUCAGACGCCUUUCCUCUACUCAAGUCUCUUAGAAUAGAGGAUUGCCCCAAACUAAGGGGAGAUUUGCCAAAUCACCUUCCUGCUCUGGAAACACUUAAAAUUAAAAAUUGCGAGCUUCUUGUCUCUUCUCUCCCAAGGGCUCCCAUCCUUAAGGGCUUAGAGAUAUGUAACAGCAAUAAUGUAUCGUUGAGUCCAAUGGUGGAGUCCAUGAUCGAGGCCAUCACCAGCAUCGAGCCAACUUGCCUCCAACAUUUAACAUUGAGUUAUUGUUCGUCAGCCAUAUCUUUUCCGGGUGGUCGUCUACCUGCAUCUCUGAAGGAUCUGCAUAUCAGCUAUAUUAAAAAUCUGGAAUUCCCGACCCAACACAAACACGAUUUACUGGAAUCACUGUCACUAUACAAUAGUUGUGAUUCUCUCACGUCUCUUCCAUUGGCUACCUUUCCAAAUCUCAAAACUCUCCAAAUCGAAAACUGUGAAAAUAUGGAAUCUCUUUUGGUUUCAGGGGCAGAGUCAUUUAAGAGUCUGUGUUCUUUGAGAAUUUGCGGAUGCCCCAACUUUGUAUCAUUCUGGAGAGAAGGAUUGCCUGCGCCCAAUUUGACUCGAAUUGAAGUUUCAAAUUGCGACAAGUUGAAGUCAUUACCUGACAAAAUGAGUAGUCUUUUCCCAAAGUUAGAAUAUCUUAACAUAGGCGACUGCCCAGAAAUUGAGUCGUUUCCAGAAGGGGGUAUGCCACCUAACCUGAGAACAGUUUGGAUUUUCAAUUGUGAGAAACUACUGAGCGGCCUAGCAUGGCCAUCCAUGGGCAUGCUUACCCAUCUCACUGUUGGGGGUCCAUGUGAUGGCAUCAAGUCAUUCCCUAAGGAGGGUUUGCUGCCUCCCUCCCUUACAUCUUUGAAGCUAUAUAAGUUGUCAAAUCUGGAGAUGUUGGACUGCACGGGGCUUCUCCAUCUCACAUCCCUCCAACAAUUAUUCAUCAGCGGAUGUCCUUUGCUGGAGAGUAUGGCUGGAGAAAGGCUUCCUGUCUCUCUAAUAAAAUUAACCAUAAGCGGAUGUCCUUUGCUGGAAAAACAAUGCCGCAGGAAGCACCCUCAAAUUUGGCCUAAAAUAUCCCACAUCCGUCACAUUAAAGUUGACUAUAGAUGGAUUUAGUGACCAAGGAUGAGCACCGGAUAUGAUAGAUUGUCCUGUAGAAACUGCACCUGUCAAUGGAUAUGAAUUCAACUUUGAACAAGAUCUAAAUGGAACUUCUGAUUUAAUUGACGUGACACUGAUGCUUUCUAAACACAUGAAUUAGAAACUGAAAAGCUUUUCAUUGCAUACAAUAGAGAGGAUGAAAAGCUAUAUCAGGACAACUACAUGGGAAGAUCUCAGAUCUUUCGACAAGCCAUGCUGUCUUCCUAGGAAAUUGUCAUAUACUGCUCCCUAGGCAGGUCAUCACUUUUGUGUUUGAUGCAAAGAUGGAUAUAUAUAGGUGGAACACUUCUGAAAGGUUUAUCCCAAUAUGUACAGUGCACUGAAUGGGAAAGAACUGGAAGAAAGGAAAUCUUACAUUCAAAGCUUUUGAUGCAAAACAUAAGAGGGAAGGUGGUGGUUUCAUCUGUGUGGAAGGUUUCCAUGAUGUUCUCAGAGAUCAAACUUUCAAACUUGCAUAACCAAAGUUUGAGCACCUUAACGGUAAAGGCUUCAUUGUAUGAAAUGAGUUCUGGCAAGUGAUUUUCAAAUAAAAACAACUUGGGAAGUUUGAAGGAAGAAUGAUAUCUGAUGGGGCAAAAGGAGGAGGAAGCGAGGGCGCAAUCAGCUGAUGGCAGAGUGUUUAAGAUUGUUCCAUGGCACCAUCUGGAGCAUAGCACCAGCAACUCCCUGAGCAUACAGGCCUUAAGCCAUGAUUUGACUGGUUCAGAUAGAUCAUAUUUUCAAAAGUUGUUCAUGUCAUUGCAUGCAAUGUUUGCUUUCACCCAAAGGGGUGGCUUUGAUCAAAUUGACAAGGAUGAUUCCAACCUACCUCUGGAUACAGCUCCUAUUAAGCAUGUCACGCAGACUUCUUCCUUGCAUGCAUGCAAUUUUUCCUUCCCUUGUUUUCUCUAGGACAAAAGUUAUCACAGUGCAUACGUGACAAUCUACCCUCAAAACUCUCAGCAUCAAUCAAACAGUCACAAGAAAAGGCCAUGAAACAUAUGAUGCUAAUGCCACAAAAUGGUGGCAGUCGUGGUGAUGUCCAUGUUGAGGAUAACCAAAACAUGUCCUUUCCGUCGUGGGAGGGAACCUUUAUGAGGUGGUUCAGUGAAAUAGAUGAAAAGCUUGCUAAGAACAUUGACACUGAUGGAUUUCGUGGCGGUAGCACUUCUGUAUCUGUAAUCAAACAGGGUGACCAAGUAAUAAUUGGCAAUGUGGGGGAUUCUCGUGCAGUUCUUUGCAGAAGAGCACCUGACAAUCACCUUAUUCCUGUUCAACUUACUGUUGACUUGACUCCAGAUAUUCCAAGAGAAGCUAUGAGAAUUUUUGCUGUAGAAGAAGAUCCUACUGUAAACAGAGUAUGGAUGCCUAAAAGGGACUGCCCUGGACUGGCUAUGGCAAGAGCCUUUAGAAAUUUUUGCCUAAAAGACUAUGGUGUCGCCUCAGUCCCUGAUGUGUCUUAAAGAAAACUUACCAAGGAGGAUAAGUGUGUGGUUUUGGCUUCUGAUGGGAUAUGGCAAUAGUAUGGUAGAAUCAAAAGGAAGAAUGGGAUGCUCUUGGAGGGUUCUCCAGAGCGAACUUUGAAUCAUAGAUUGCAAUCACCUCAGUACCUCAAGGAGGGUUGAAGCUGAUCACUAACUCAGCCAGAAACUCCCCGAAUCCAAGGGCUAGUGCUACUAACAAGUUAACAAUUGUACGGCCAGAAGAUUUUGCUUUUGACACAAUCCCAGAAGAUGGCAAUUAUUUUAGCCUUCUAAUUCUGGUGUGAUUACGUGCAAGACUUCUUUUCUAUCUGCCUAAGACCAACAUUGAUCAGUUUUAGCAGUCUAUAUUAUGGUACCAUAAAAGUUUUCUUUUUUCUGGCUUGGGUUCUAAAGAGUUCAAUGAAGAACUAAGCAGCACCUACUUUUCUAUUUAUCUUCAAUUAUUUCCUAGUGUCCUGUGUUGACACUAACAUUCAGCAUAAAACAUUACUAGACACUAGUUUGGAAUUUUACAUACCAAGAAUAUAGUAUUAAUAGAUUGCUGAUAAUUCAGAGGGGUUA
Glycine soja is the source of this 5868-nucleotide messenger RNA. RefSeq names its product putative disease resistance protein RGA1. Gene Ontology annotation, biological process: defense response to other organism. Lineage: Eukaryota; Viridiplantae; Streptophyta; Magnoliopsida; Fabales; Fabaceae. Bases 113 to 3799 code for a protein of 1228 amino acids. Gene Ontology annotation, molecular function: protein binding; ADP binding. The transcript has 10 exons. The record is from RefSeq and is a predicted model, not a curated record.